Messenger RNA from Grus americana (Whooping crane), 3502 nucleotides. It is a transcript of the gene PUS10, whose product is annotated as pseudouridine synthase 10. Gene Ontology annotation, molecular function: RNA binding; pseudouridine synthase activity. NCBI's taxonomy places the organism in Eukaryota, Metazoa, Chordata, Aves, Gruiformes, Gruidae. The record is from RefSeq and is a predicted model, not a curated record. The transcript is spliced from 17 exons. Gene Ontology annotation, biological process: tRNA pseudouridine synthesis. The coding region runs from base 1659 to 3119 and encodes 486 amino acids.
AGCGGGGGUGUUGAGCUCCCCCAGAGCGGCUGGGCCGGUCAGAGCUGGCCUCGUCGCGAUCGCGACCCGCCUGUUUGUCACGGGGGAGGGCGGGGGUUGCGAUGUGGCUUCUGCUUCGACGGUCGCGGGAAACGCGUUACGUCCCCGGUGUCGGCGGGGGAAGCGGCUUCGUGGAGACCGGUACCUGCCCUCCACGGCCGCGCUGCUGGCGUUCAGCGCCGUGUAACCUGCAUUAAAUCCGCCCGUGGAAGCGGAAGGUUUCUUGAGGAACUUCUCCGGUUUUUUCUUCUUAAGUCUCUUGUCUCAGGCGAUGUAGCGUGAAACAUUAUCGUGGGAAUAUCAUUUGAGUCUCAUGAAACUGAAUCAAGUUAACAAAUACCUAAAACUAUGUUUGGUUUGUUGGUUUUGUUUGUUUUUUUUCUUUUAAAAGGAGGUUUGAAGUUGUCUAGAUAGUCCUUGGUUUUUAUAGCUUACCAUAAAGAAUUCAAAUCCAGGAGAAAGUAAAUUAAUUGAAUUAAUAACUUCCUAUGCUGUGAAGGGUUUUUGUGGCUAAGAGAUUUCUACGCAAGGUUCUCCUGAGUAGGCUAGGACAUCAGAGGUGUAACAGACUGUGGCUGACAUGGAGAAGGCCAACAUAUCCCACCUCUACACUGUCUCUUGCAAUAUAAAAACUAGGGGGAUAUCAGACGUUGCUUAGAGGAGCUAAGCCCAAAUCAAAAUCAGGUGGUUCCAUGUGGAAUUCCUUGCUGAAGGAUGUGGAGGCAAAUAUUUCAAAGAGAGAAGGAUUGGAGGAAAGAUCUGUUGAGGUUUACUGACAGGCGAACCACACCAGGUGGCAUCUGUUUAUCCCCGCUUUGGGUGACAGUAGACUAAUUGAACCUUUGGUCCGAACAACUGUGGUUAUUGUGGUCUAUAUUUUUCUAAAAAUGCAGGAAAUUUCCUCUAAAGUUCUGGCCAGAGAGAGCAACAGAAAACCAAAUUAGCCAUAAUCUUUUAGGGGAAAAAAAAAGCAUUAUGAGAUCACUCACAAAAACGGUAGUCCUAUAUUUGAGAUGGGAAAUAAGAAAUCUCAAAAUUAAAGUGGGUAAUGGAUAGAAAAUAAAUCCUUUGCCUUUUAGGCCUUUGUAUGACAAAAGGGGGUGGCAUCCAGGUUUUAGGGGGUUUUUUCUAUGAUUUUGACAGAUUGAUUCUUCAGUUGCUACAGUUUUAGAAGGAAUUUCCAUUUUAUGUUUGGCUUAAUGUGUCUUAGCUCCAUCCAUCUUCUCCAUUCAGUAAAGAAUAACGUCACAUAAUGCACUUUAUCAAAGAUAAAACUCUGAGCAAAAGCUCAGCAUAUCUUUGUCAGAACUCUUGACUUCAUGUUUUUCUAGGAAGUACGGAAGGUUUUCCCUGAGUUAGUGGUCUUUUUGGGUUGCCCUUUCAAUUCUAUUGUGCCUUUGAUGUAAGACAAACACAUAUCUUAAACUUUCUCUAGAGGACAGAAAAAUAAAAAUCCAGUGACUCCAAAUAUGGUUGAGUCCUUUUAUUGUUGAAUUGCUGAAUUAUGUUUAUUCCAACCUUUUUUCUUUUAUAAUUUUAGAAUUAUCCAGCAUGUCUUCACUGACAGAAAAGGACAGACCAAUUGUUCAGCUGUUACUGAACACUGGCACUUGCCCACGAUGCAUUUUGAGGUUCUGCUGCGUAGGAUCACAGACGGUUUACAGACAUCCAUACAAGUUGACCCACCUUGUAAGAGAAUCAGACUUGAAGACACAGAAGAAGGGCCUGAUGAUGUGAAGCACAAUGGAACACUCCAACAGAUUCCUUCGGUUAACGAUGAAAAUACUGCGAUGGAGAACUCAGCUGUGGAAGUUUGCAAUGUGUGUUUGGGAAUUCUUCAGGAGUUCUGCGAGGUUGACUUUGUUAAAAAGGUGUGCCAAAAGGUUAAUUCCGCUGACUACCAGUUCACUAGUUUUGUAUUUUCUGUGUCGCUACCCCCACAGCUGUCUGUCAGGGAGCGUGCUGCUUGGCUGCUGGUAAAACAGGAAAUGGGAAAACUGGGCCUUUCCUUGGCAAAGGAUGACAUUGUUCAGCUGAAAGAAGCUUAUAAGUGGAUUAUUCAUCCCCAAUUGUCAGAAGAGUUGGGUGUUCCUGCUGAUGGAAAGAGUUUGUUUGAAGUUAGCGUGGUCUUUGCUCACCCAGAAACAGACGAGGAGUGCCAUUUCCUAGCCACAGCCUGUCCAGACUGUUUCAAACCAGCGAAGAACAAACAGUCUGUUUUCACUAGAAUGGCAGUUAUAAAAGCCCUAGAGAAGAUAAAAGAAGAGGAUUUUCUCAAGCAUUUUCCAUGUCCCCCAUGUUCGCCAAAGAACCUCUGUGUUGCUCUGGAAAUUCAGUGCAAUAAUGGCGCAGUUUUUGUGGCUGGGAGAUACAACAAAUAUUCAAGGAAUUUACCUCAGACUCCCUGGAUUAUUGAUGGGGAGCGGAAGCUGGAAUCUUCAGUGGAAGAACUGAUUUCAGAGCAUCUAAUGGCAGCAUUCAAAGCAGAUAGCUUUAAUUUUUCUUCUUCUGGAAGAGAAGAUGUGGAUGUAAGAACACUAGGCAAUGGAAGGCCCUUUGCAAUUGAGCUUGUGAAUCCUCGUAGAAUACAUUUUACUGCUGAGGAAAUGAAAGGACUUCAGCAGACAAUUAAUAACUCUUCAGACAAAAUAAAGGUUCGAGAUUUACAGCUUGUCACCAGAGAGGCAAUUGGUCGUAUGAAGGAAGGUGAAGAGGAAAAGACAAAGACCUAUAGUGCCUUAAUAUGGACAGACAAAGCAAUACAGAAAGAAGAUAUUGCAUUUCUAGAUGAUAUCAAGGAAUUAAAACUUGAUCAGAAGACACCUCUCCGGGUUCUUCACAGGCGUCCUCUAGCUGUAAGAUGUCGGAUCAUUCACACCAUGAAAUCAGAGUACAUAGAUGAGCAUCAUUUUCGCCUGCAUCUGAAGACUCAGGCAGGAACCUACAUUAAAGAAUUUGUGCAUGGCGACUUUGGAAGAACAAAGCCCAGUGUUGGCUCCCUGCUGAACAGCACUGCUGACAUUCUGGAGUUGGAUGUGGAAUCUGUUGAUGUUGACUGGCCUCCAGCCCUGGAUAAUUAACUUUCCAAGGUGGGACGAGGAAGAAGCAGCUCCUCUGUCAGCAGCUGGUUACUGAACACCGUACCGUAUUACGGCUUGGUUGCAAAGUAUUUCUGUUGAACAUUUGGAUCAUGUUGAUCUGCCAAAGGAUACUGGUACUUUGAAUCAACUUUAAAACGCUCUGGAACAGGUAGUGUUCAUUCCAGCUUUAGCCUUAUUUUCAUUUCUUCUGUGCGUAAAAAGAUUUUGGUAAGCUAGUGUAUUGAUAAUAAGUCUUUUUUAAAAAAAAAAACAAUUAAGCAAAAGAUAAAUGGUGUAACAUGUUCAAAUGGUGUACUGAGCAAGUACAUCAAAUAUGCUUUCUGCAGUAGUUUAAAAUGUUUUAAUUAAAAAUAACUCUCCCU